Manis javanica (Malayan pangolin) is the source of this 8781-nucleotide messenger RNA. RefSeq names its product IKAROS family zinc finger 2 (gene IKZF2). Gene Ontology annotation, biological process: regulation of transcription by RNA polymerase II. Gene Ontology annotation, molecular function: DNA-binding transcription factor activity; RNA polymerase II cis-regulatory region sequence-specific DNA binding. The record is from RefSeq and is a predicted model, not a curated record. Lineage: Eukaryota; Metazoa; Chordata; Mammalia; Pholidota; Manidae.
CGGGCUAACCCUGCUCCUCGCUGAAGAUGGAGGAAGUAAAAACAGGAUUACCCUUAGCUACAGAGCCACUGCCUUAGUUUCCACCACCAACUGCAGUGCACAAACACACGUUAGGCACAGGAAAGAAAGAAAGAGAGAGGACACACUAACAGUAAACACAAACAAAAGGGUGAUGGGAUUAUUUUACUGCAUGCACUGAGCCCGACAUUGUCACCUCUUUGAGGGGUUAGAAGAAGCUGAGAUCUCCCGACAGAGCUGGAAAUGGUGAUGAAUCUUUUUUAAUCAAAGGACAAUUUCUUUUCACUGCACUUUGACUAUGGAAACAGAGGUUAUUGAUGGCUAUAUAACGUCAGGUGACAAUGAGCUUUCACCUGAAGGGGAGCACUCCAGUAUGGCGAUUGACCUUACCUCAAGCACACCCAAUGGACAGCAUGCCUCACCAAGUCACAUGACAAGCACAAAUUCAGUAAAGCUAGAAAUGCAGAGUGAUGAAGAGUGUGACAGGAAACCCCUGAGCCGUGAAGAUGAGAUCAGGGGCCGUGAUGAGGGCAGCAGCCUAGAAGAACCCCUAAUUGAGAGCAGUGAGCUGGCUGACAACAGGAAAGUCCAGGAGCUUCAAGGCGAGGGAGGAAUCCGGCUUCCGAAUGGUAAACUGAAAUGUGACGUCUGUGGCAUGGUUUGCAUUGGGCCCAAUGUGCUUAUGGUACAUAAAAGGAGUCACACUGGUGAACGUCCCUUCCACUGCAACCAGUGUGGAGCUUCUUUUACUCAGAAGGGCAACCUUCUGAGACAUAUAAAGUUACACUCUGGAGAGAAGCCGUUCAAAUGUCCUUUUUGUAGCUAUGCCUGUAGAAGAAGGGACGCCCUCACAGGACACCUCAGGACCCACUCUGUGGGUAAACCUCACAAGUGCAACUACUGUGGACGAAGCUACAAGCAGCGCAGUUCACUGGAGGAGCACAAGGAACGCUGCCACAACUAUCUCCAGAAUGUCAGCAUGGAGGCUGCCGGGCAGGUCAUGAGUCACCAUGUACCUCCUAUGGAAGAUUGUAAGGAACAAGAGCCUAUUAUGGACAACAAUAUUUCUCUGGUGCCUUUUGAGAGACCUGCUGUUAUAGAGAAGCUCACGGGGAAUAUGGGAAAACGUAAAAGCUCCACUCCACAAAAGUUUGUGGGGGAAAAGCUCAUGCGAUUCAGCUACCCAGACAUUCACUUUGAUAUGAACUUAACAUAUGAGAAGGAGGCUGAGCUGAUGCAGUCUCAUAUGAUGGACCAAGCCAUCAACAAUGCAAUCACCUACCUUGGAGCUGAGGCCCUUCACCCUCUGAUGCAGCACCCGCCAAGCACAAUCGCUGAGGUGGCCCCAGUUAUAAGCUCAGCUUAUUCUCAGGUCUAUCAUCCAAAUAGGAUAGAAAGACCCAUUAGCAGGGAAACCUCCGAUAGUCAUGAAAACAACAUGGAUGGCCCUAUCUCUCUCAUCAGACCAAAGAGUCGACCCCAGGAAAGAGAGGCUUCUCCCAGCAAUAGCUGCUUGGAUUCUACUGACUCAGAGAGCAGCCAUGAUGACCACCAGUCCUACCAAGGAAACCCUGCCUUAAACCCCAAGAGGAAACAAAGCCCAGCUUACAUGAAGGAGGAUGUCAAAUCUUUGGGUACCCCCAAAGCUCCCAAGGGCUCCCUGAAGGACAUCUACAAGGUCUUCAAUGGAGAAGGAGAACAGAUUAGGGCCUUCAAGUGUGAGCACUGCCGAGUCCUUUUCCUAGACCAUGUCAUGUACACCAUUCACAUGGGCUGCCAUGGCUACCGGGACCCACUGGAAUGCAACAUCUGUGGCUACAGAAGCCAGGACCGUUAUGAGUUUUCAUCACACAUUGUUCGAGGGGAGCAUACAUUCCACUAGGCCUUUCCAUUCCAAAGGGGACCCCGAUGAAGUAAUGAACUGCACAUGAAGAAAUACUGCACUUACAGUCCCACCUUCCCUCACAUGUUAACAUACCUUUUUUUUUAAUAUUAUUACUGUCACUAAUCCUUACUUUGUGGAUGCAGUGUCAUUUGCUCUGCCUAAUAACAAUAUGAAAGAAGCAGAAGAGAGAAGGGACAGGGGAUAUUCUUUCUUGAUAACUUGGCUAGUUUAUAUUUUGUGGGAAUUUAAGAGCAGUUCAUUUCUGCCAUGCAUUGAUAUAAGGCAUAUUAUGCUUUGGAAAAAAAAAUCACUUGAUUCAUAUAGGUUCACCUAAGAGAUUCUAAUUUGCCACUGAUGUUCGGGAAUAUGAUUUGAAGGCAGGAAUGUUGAGAAUUUUCCAGGUAGGAUUUGUGCAGUUGAAAAUGGUACAAGCAAUUUUACUCUUUAAAGAAGAAUGUUUCAAAAUGUAAACUUAUUUUUCCCUCUAGAGAUCAUGGAACACAAACGCAUUGUUAUUUUCAGUGAUAACUCCUUGGAUGAGUUAUUAUUGUAUGUUUACUUCCCCUAUGGAAUUUAUAAUACAGUAUGUUACACACUGUACCACAUAGUAAAACUUUUAAACUACAGGUAGUUAAGGAUACCUACAGUACAUCCGAGGUCCUAUGAUCUUAUUUUUCUAAACUUAAGCACUGUUUUUCCAUAGUUUUGAUGACUGGCAUUUUAUAGACACCCUGGCAGCCUUACUUUUAACACCUUUAACUAAUAGUGUUUUUAUGUAGUUUUCAGAAUAACAUAUGGUCUAAGAAUGGCUAAGUCAAUAGUUUCCAGAAGGGACCUCUACUUUUCAUAAAUUUGUUUGGGAAGUUUUCCUUUAAAAGUUGUAAGGUGAUGGCAGCAUAGUAUAUGUAUUUGUUUUUAAAAGUAUGCUUGUGAUUGUCACUUUAACAACAUUUAAUCAGUGUUAACAAGUCAGCAGAAAAAUAUAAUUAGGCUAACAGUAGGGGGAAAAAAUCUACUCAGAAAUCUCUUUUCUGGUAUUUCUCUUUUCACGACUUUUUUUCAAGCUGUGACCACCCAGUGUUCGUCCAUAGUCCAUUCUGCUUGUGCUCUUCUAGUGGAAGGUCUUAAAAAUCUUGCUGUAGGCUCUUUUCUUCAACAUCUUCUUAGAGCAAUUGCUAUUUUGACUGAAAUGUGGUAACUUGAAUGCCAUAGGUUAUGGAACUAGGGCUAUUUAUUCUAGUAUUUGUUCAAUAAUUAUAUUUCCCACUUUUGGUGCAAGAAAAGGGGAACUUUGUAACCUAUACAUUGAACUACAGAUGAAAUGAAAAACAGAACUUAUUUUUACCCUUCUUGGAGUCUAGAAUGUGACUGAACCUCCAAGUGAAAGUGACUAUGUCCUGUACUUAUCAGAAGUGAAUCUCAAUCCCAUGUUGCCAUAUUUCAUGUGCAGAUUUUCAUUUCAUUAUUGUGGGUGCUCUGUGUUUUCUUUGCAAUCCAACAGCAUUGGAGGGAAGGAACCAAGUGAGACUGAUUAAAGUCACUUUGGGGGACACUCUUGGGAGGCAAAACUUGCUGAUUUGUUUAGGAAGGACAGGCCUGAACAUGACUGGCUUAUCAAUAACCAUUUAUGAAUACUGAAGUUCUGUUAAGUAGUAACUGAUAACUACUCUAAAAAAAUCAUUAAAUAGGAUACUGAAACUAUGUUUCUUAAUACAAAUAUUAUGAGAAAUCGCAAAACCACAGAGGUCUGUGGAUAGAUAAGCAAGUCUGGCCCUAACACUGCUCUUCAGUCAUUUUCUUGCUUACCAUCUGCUUAUUUAAACAACUUCUAAGCAUGAACUCAGCUAGAGCUAAGCAAAAAUGGUUACAACUCAGUUCUCUCCUAAGGGAAUCCAAACAAUUCCCUUAAAUCUAAGAGAAUGCACCAAAACAGAGAUGUGAAAUGUUUUAAAUAGAAUGUCAACUCUCAUUUUUUUUUCCUGCAUGCUUUGGUACAUUACAAAUGUACAGUUUAUUUAAGGUGAAGCAUGUCUUUGAGACUCCCUUACCCCACCCACUCUAACCACACAUAAAUGAAAUUGUGUUUGUUUUGCCUUUUGGAAGGGGAUAAUUUAAGGUUGGUGAUUUUGUGUUUUACUUCAAUUUAAGGAAACAUUUGGAUGGCAGUCAACAUGUUCAUAACUUUGGCUGCGUGUGAAUUUUUACUGGCGCCACCUAUGAAUCUUCUUCCUGCCUACUAUGUUGUGGGUUUUUUUUUUUCAGUGUAUGAGCAGUCAUGUACCUACCUGCCCUUGGAUGAAACUGAAUUUAGGUAGACCUGAAGAGUUAGUUGUAUACUACUCCUAUGAGACAGUACUAAUGCACUCUCCUUUUCUGAUUUCAUCUUCUGGGGAAUCUAUUUUAUUAAAGGGACUAUUUGUGAGAGUGUAUUUGUUACCAGCGUAUACUUGUACUUUCUUAGCUUCAUGACGUGAGGAUCAGAAAGAGGUAACAGUGGCUCAGGGUAUCGCAGGGACAAAUGAGGACAAGGUCAAUUCAAACGUGUAGGUUAGAAAGAAUUUUUAUGGACACAGUGCUUUCUGGGAAGCUCUUGCUGGCUGGCUCUAAUUCACAAAAGGAAAUAUGCAAAGUGGUAACACCUAAAAAUAAGUAGGGGGGUCAGACACCAAAUAAAUCAAGUUUUACACAACAGUUAUAUUCCCGGUUUAUUUAGGUGAGAUUUUACAUUACACUUUUUUUGAGGAGCUUGAAAAUGGGUUAGCCUCUGUAUUUUCCAGUUUGGCAAAGAUUCAGAAAUGUAUCACAUUGCUCCGCCCUAAUUUUGCCCAGAAUUUUAUUGCCAGUUCCUGUUGGAGAAGUGUGCUGCCUCUCUCUAAUAGUGGUCAAUCACUUUUAAAGAGCCAUUGUAAUCUGGCUUUUAAAAACAAUAAAAGUUACCAAUAAGCAGAUUGGAAGAGAUUUUGAGCUGUCAAAACAUUCCAGUGUUGAGAACUUUCUGGAGGGACAAAAUGGGAGAGUAAGAGAUUUAGGUCUGGCUACAAGGUAGGGGAUGUCUCUCUACAUACAUACAAGUAUGUAUGCAUCAUAGUGUGUAUUUGUGUGUACACACACAUUCUUUCAAACAAAAUUCAUGAAAAGCAAUUAGAGUGAUCAGAUGUGUUGUAAAAACAAAGGGAAAGAGAGUUAAAAUUGCAGUUAAUUCCUGAGAAAUUUAGCAGGUUUACUUUACCAGACUGUAUUAGGAAAUAUUUUUAGUUACUGGUGUAUCUUCAGGACUAGUGGCGACUAAUAGACUUAAAUCUGGGGUCUUUACUGUUUACUUCCAGAACAAAUAAAAAAAGUCAAUCCAAAAAAAAAAAAGAUUUUAAGCUGAUUUUACAUAACCUCCAAAGUGAAAAAAAACACAAAUUAGUUUUGAAUAAGAAGAUACAGAAAGCGAAUGAUCACCUGUUGGCAAAUGGAGAAAGACAAGAAUAUUUUAAGUGAGUCUGAUACCGUUUUUAUUUACAGUUUUUUUUGUCCCAGUUAUGCAAACCACAAAACCAUGAAGUCUUUAUGAUAUUUGAUAAGUGUUUGAUAAAAUCUAUAUCAGUGGAGGCAUUUAAAUGAAAAUUAUGUUUUAUUUAUUUUCUGAAUGUUACUUCAUUCUGUCUCCAGAAUGAUUCCUUAAGGUAGAGAAAGAACAGGAAAGGCAGCAAAAGUACAAACAAAAAACUGUAUUCCUCUAGUUUCAAGACAAAACCUAGAUCAUAAAAGGUACUGGCUGUAUUACUUUUUUUUUAACUUUGAAUUUCUCACUUUACAAAAAGGGAUGUUAUAUUUGUGCUCAUCUUUUAUAGUUUAUAUUUUAUUCUAGUAAAGCACUAUGUGUAUGAAGAUAAUUCUGAAACAGAAGACUCCCCAAAUGCAAAAGAAAAAGAAAAGGGAAUGAAACUGAAGUUUGUACAUAGAAAAGCUAUCUUAGAAAUGUUUUUGAAUCUCCAGUUUCUGCAAAAUAAUUAAAAUAUACAGUAACUGGUCUCUUAAGAUCCUGAAUUUAAUGUAUUAAAUACUUACAAAAUUUCUGUUUAUUGGUGCCUUUUUAAAAUGCAUUGAGAAAGUGUUGGUUAGCUGUUGUAGCUCUCCAACACUUUUUAUUAUGUAUUUUUAAAAAUCACUUAAAAUUGAGUACAAUAUAGUUCAUCUCUGUUUUCUUAGGGCAAAACCAUUAGAGGUAUUUCUAAUACAGAGACGUUUAGCUCAUCUCUUUAAAAUAAAAGGAAACUUUGAAACCAGAUUUUAGUACCUCAUUAGUUUGGUAAUAUUUUCUGAAUACUAUUACAAGAUUAUGCAGGUAAAAUAUGAGGUAGAGGGAUAUUUUAGCUGUGAAUUGUAUUAUGGUAUGUGUUUUGUUUUAAGGAAGAAUGAGUUUUAGUGUCAUACAAGGAUUAUUAGUGGAAUUUUGGUCAAUGAAAUACAGUAUUGUUUUGGAAUUUCAUUCUCAGACUACUGCUGUUCUAGUCUUAGAAUCUGUCUUCUAAUCUGUUCAUGUUUCCUGGAGUAAUGUAAAGAAGCAGGUAAUUAAUUCUUCUUGAACAAAACUAAACUCAACAGUCGUAUAACAUUGCUGUUCUCCAAAGCAUAAUCUCAAAUGGUUUCCUUACCAUGGUUGUGUAUUACUUGCAAUGGAUAUGUUAGGAUAUGACAGCUUUUUCAAAGUGAGCUGCUUGGUAUACAAAGCAAAUGUCAUAUGACCAAGAAGCUGUGAUAUGCUAGUGUUUCUUUUUAAUCAUAGUGUAUUGCUAGGCCAAAUAAUGACACCUUGAAUAUUUUUACGUUUAUUGCAACAACCUAAAAUUUGGGGAUUUGCAUAAGGUUUUUAUGUAAUAUUAUAUUUCUAGCUUUUUAGUUUUCUCUUGCUGUACUGUAAGUUUCUAGAUAUCUUUCACAUGCACUCUUAAAAAUAUGUUCCUAAUUCUGUUUGUGGGGUUUUUCUCCCAUUACAUUACAUUUGUAUAUUUUCUGUAUAAAUUUGUUGUGGAUUAACCUUUAUCCCAUACAGAGAAUGGUACGUGAAUGACUAGUUUUCUAAGAUGUCCUUUUUAUUGUGAAUAAAAUAUAAAAUGUAGAGGCCCUCUGCUAAGCCACAUAGAGUACAACAUAUAACUUCAUUUAGGUACAGAUAAGCCAGUUUGCAGUUAAUUGGGCCCUUCAAAUUACCUCAAGUGACAGUAAGAAAAGCUUCUCAAACGGGUGGAGGUCACUGAAUCCCCUACUAUGCACUUAUCAGGAUUCUACUUAAUUUAAUUUACUGGAAAUGGACUUUGAAAAAAUGAAUACACUGUAACAAGGGAAGGAUUCUGGGUUUUGGUUUUUGUUGUUUUUUUUCUUUUGUGUUUGUUUUUUUAAAGUAGGUCAAUUUCUGAAACUGUGAUAAAACAUUUCAACUGUCAAGCACUCCCAGAUUUUGAACAAAAAUCACUUCCCCUUUGUGUAACAAAGUUCUUUGUUAUCUCUUAAAUUUUGUCUACUCUUCCCCACACACUUCCUGUCUGUCCAUGUCCCUUCUGUCAUUGUCUCUGCCUCUCUUUCCCCCCACUAGUUUGUAGACUAAUCAAUUCUUAUUUCCAGUUCAUUGGUCUCUUAAGUCUUAACUUUUUUGUGUGUGAUUUUUGUUGGCUGUAUAAUCUGCUGACAUUUUUAUACUCAAUUGUAGUUUUUUAUUUUAAAAAAAGUAGUUGGAUUAAAAAUAAUAAGGUAUAACCCUUGUGUUACUUUCACUUUCAAAUAUUGGGUACAUAAAAUAUUACUUCAGACAUUAUGUAAUCAUAAUAUGAUAUGUUUGCCUUCCUUUUUUGUUGGACUUUGUGUUCUGACUUGGUUUCCUCCUAAAAUGUAUAUUAUGAGAUUGAACAGUUUUUUGCAAGAACUUAGAAAGAUGUUAAAAAUCUAAAGCAAAAAGUCUUAACUGUCUCCCACUUGGGAGAAAAUGCUUUAACAUUACUAUAAUAAUAUUCCAGGUUUGGAGGGGACUCUCCAGGCUCCAUAUUUGCUCUUAAUAGUUGGACCUUUUAGACCAUGUGCUAUUUGCAAUCUCAGAAUAAUUGUUUCUGCUAUUUAGUUUAAAAGAUAUUUCUCCUUUUUUUUCUGUACAAGUGCAAUACUUUCCUUGAAGUCUUAAAAACUGUGGUUUUAUUUUUUUUUCUGUUCUGACCUAAUCUUUAGGUAAUGACAAAAAGAAACCCUUAAAAGUGGUGGUGUUAGUUAAAGGACACACAAGCAAAGAGAAAAACACUCCACAAUAUAAAGAUUAGAGAAUGUGGAAACCACUGGUCUAAUCUCAUGGUAUCUUUAGUAGGCUAAAUUUCAGUGAAAUUAGUAAUAUUUUGCCUGAGAAACAUGUCCUAAAGUUGAAAAAGUUGAUGAAGACCGAAUUUUUGUCUUAGACCCUUGCCCAAUAUUUUAAAUUAAUAGACUAUUUUUUAUUUCAUUUUUCUCCUUCUGAAAAUUAACUUUAAAAUAAAAGCAAAGCACUUAGCUCAAUUUUAAACACCACCUAUUGAAGAAAAUUUUUAAGAAAUACUUGGAGCACUCCUGUUUUCAUACAAAUUUAAGUAAAAAGUAUUUUUCGUAUCAUACAUAUUUAUAUGUAGUAUGCUGGUUUUCUUUUUUUAUACCUGUGACCCUGUAGUAAAACUGCUGUAAUUGUAAAUACAUAUUUUGUUAAAAGAUAACAUUUCUUUGGCAUUUCUUUUAAAGGCAAUUACUGAAUUUGUACAGUAUAUGUCUUGGCCAUUUUAGAAUUUUUCUUUAACAAUACCAAAGGUAAUUAGACUACUUUAAAAACUAAUUGCUUGACAGUUUCUAGAAUAUUUUGAGUUUUAGAAGCAAAAAAAAAA